Penicillium lagena is the source of this 360-nucleotide messenger RNA. RefSeq lists its product as uncharacterized. Lineage: Eukaryota; Fungi; Ascomycota; Eurotiomycetes; Eurotiales; Aspergillaceae. The transcript has a single exon. The record is from RefSeq and is a predicted model, not a curated record. Bases 1 to 360 code for a protein of 119 amino acids.
AUGCGAGAUUCAGCAGCGCGCGUCGAGUCUCCACCGCUAGCGACGCAAGGCACGGGCAACGAGGGGGUGAAGGACGGGGAGCUCGUGGUUGAUCAGACGCAUCGUGAGGCGGGCAAGCAGGGGGGGAGGCGUUUUGGGUUCGUCCGUAAUAAUGCCGAUGGGGCACUCCCUGCCAGCGCACAAGCAGCGCAGUGUGCGGGGGCAAGUGUCGGAGCGGCCGAAGACGAAGGGAGCGAAGAAGAGAUGAACGCGCUGGCGAGGAGGGUGGUAGUCGAGAGAGAACUACAGCAUGGCGACCAGGGCUCGAGAGAACAGAAGAGACGAAGGGAAUUAAUCGUAGGUAGGGUCCAGCUGCAUUAA